Messenger RNA from Pieris napi, 6218 nucleotides. RefSeq names its product kinesin-like protein KIF13B (gene Khc-73). Gene Ontology annotation, cellular component: kinesin complex; microtubule. Gene Ontology annotation, molecular function: ATP binding; microtubule binding; ATP hydrolysis activity. Lineage: Eukaryota; Metazoa; Arthropoda; Insecta; Lepidoptera; Pieridae. The transcript is spliced from 38 exons. The record is from RefSeq and is a predicted model, not a curated record. The coding region runs from base 146 to 6028 and encodes 1960 amino acids. Gene Ontology annotation, biological process: cytoskeleton-dependent intracellular transport; microtubule-based movement.
AGUGUCAUUUUGAUAUCGUCGCGAAUCUAACGUGAAAUAAUGAUUUUUGUAGUUCUGGAAUAUGGGUGAUUAAGUGCAAUAUUUUAUAAUAGAUUCAUGUGAAAAGUGUUGUGUUUUGUAUUUUCCGUGCAAAAAGAGUGUCAAAAUGGCCUCGGAUAAGAUUAAAGUUGCUGUGCGAGUUCGUCCUUUUAACAGGCGAGAACUGGAGCUCGGCACGGUAUGCGUGGUGGAUAUGGAUUCGCAGCAGACGAUUCUACAAUACCCGCAGUCGACUCACGACAAAGAAAGAAAACAGCCAAAGACGUUCGCCUUCGACCACUGUUUCUACUCGCUUGACCCGACCCUCAACAAUUUUGCAUCACAGAAGACAGUGUUCGAGUGUCUCGGACGAGAUAUUUUGGACAAUGCUUUCGACGGAUACAAUGCCUGUAUCUUCGCGUACGGACAGACUGGUUCAGGGAAGUCGUACACAAUGAUGGGUGCGCCGGGAGGUGACGAAGGCGGUAUUAUUCCGAGACUAUGCGAUGCUUUGUUCGAGAGGAUAGCUGUACAACAAUCGCCGCCUGCGCUUACGUAUAAGGUUGAAGUAUCGUACAUGGAGAUUUACAAUGAGCGAGUACACGACCUCCUCGACCCCGAAACGACGAGGCGAUCACUCAGAGUCCGAGAGCAUGCUGUACUUGGACCCUAUGUCGAUGGCCUCUCACAGCUAGCCGUAUCGUCUUAUCAGGACAUCGACAAUUUAAUGACCGAAGGCAACAAAUCCCGAACGGUUGCCGCGACGAAUAUGAACAGUGAAUCCUCACGAUCGCAUGCCGUAUUCAGCGUUGUGUUGACGCAAACCCUUUGCGACGUAGCAACUGGUGUGACAGGGGAGAAAGUUGCGCGACUGUCCCUCGUCGACUUGGCAGGUUCCGAGAGGGCUGUCAAGACGGGCGCAGUUGGGGAUAGGUUAAAGGAAGGCUCUAAUAUAAAUAAGUCACUAACAACGCUCGGCCUAGUGAUAUCAAAAUUAGCAGAUCAGUCGUCUGGUAAAAAUAAUAAGGACAAAUUUGUUCCAUACAGAGAUUCAGUCUUAACUUGGCUAUUGAAGGACAAUCUUGGUGGAAACAGUAAGACUGUUAUGGUAGCUACAAUAUCGCCUGCAGCUGACAACUAUGAAGAAACAUUGUCUACGCUUCGCUACGCGGACAGAGCUAAACGUAUCGUUAACCAUGCGGUCGUUAAUGAGGAUCCCAACGCGAGAAUUAUACGUGAGCUACGACAGGAAGUCGAAGCACUCAAGGAAAUGCUCAAGUAUGCUACGGGUUCACCAGUUGGAGAGGAUGUUCACGAGAAAUUGGCGCAAAGUGAACAUCUCAUGAAAGAAAUGUCAAGAACUUGGGAGGAGAAACUAGUCGAAACAGGUCGCGUACAAAGCGAGCGUCAACAUGCGUUAGAAAAAAUGGGUAUAAGCGUACAGGCGAGUGGGAUCAAAGUGGAGAAGAACAAGUUCUAUCUCGUUAAUCUUAACGCGGACCCUUCGCUCAAUGAAUUGCUCGUGUAUUAUCUUAAAGAGCGAACUUUAGUAGGCGCAGACAGAUCGGCAGAUAUCCAGCUGUCAGGGCUUGGAAUACAGCCGCAGCAUUGCCUUUUGGUCGUUGAAAAUGGCGCUCUUAACAUGGAACCAGUUAGUGCAGCCAGGUGUUUCGUGAAUGGUACACCUGUUGUGUCCAGAGUGAAAUUGGGACACGCCGAUAGGAUACUGUGGGGAAAUCAUCAUUUCUUUAGAGUGAAUUGUCCUAAGGAUAAUAAUGAGAUGACGACGUCAUCAGAACCCCAAACUCCUGCGCAGCCGAUCGAUUACAACUUCGCGCGUGAUGAGAUAAUGCUGAAUGAACUUAGCAAUGAUCCUAUACAAACUGCUAUCUCACGACUCGAGAGACAACACGAGGAGGAUAAACAAGUGGCACUCGAAAAACAAAGACAGGAGUAUGAAAGACAGUUCCAGCAGCUACGGAAUAUACUUUCUCCUUCUACACCUUAUCCGCCAUAUUCGUAUGAUCCACUGAAAUUAGGCAAAAUGACCGCAUGUACACCGACAACAGCCGCAAGAGUCGAGCGCUGGGCCGCUGAAAGAGACGACACGUUCAAACGGUCUAUAGGGCGGCUUAAAGCUGAUAUAUUGAGGGCCAAUGCGUUGGUGCAAGAAGCCAAUUUCCUCGCUGAAGAGAUGAGAAGGAACACCAGGUUUAGUGUCACAUUGCAAAUACCGCCGCAGAACUUGAGCCCUAAUAGAAAGCGUGGCGCGUUCGUAUCAGAACCAGCUAUUAUGGCGAAGCGUCCGACCCGAGGGGCCCAAGUGUGGUCUAUGGAGAAGCUCGAGAACAAAUUGGUUGACAUGCGUGAUAUGUAUGACGAGUGGCGGCAUAGACAACAUGCAGAGGAUGAUAUUGAUGACGCAGCUCAAAUAGACGUGGAUACACCAACGGAGCAAGAGGAAAAGGCCUUGGAUCCAUUCUACGAGUCGCAAGAGAAUCACAAUUUAAUUGGUGUGGCGAAUGUUUUCUUGGAGGCUCUAUUCCAUGACGUCACUCUCGACUAUCACACGCCUAUUAUAAGUCAACAGGGAGAAGUGGCUGGUAGAUUACAGGUUGAAAUAAGUCGAGUUUCUGGCCAGUUCCCUCAAGACCGUAUUUGCGAAGCAGCUUCCGACAACUCCGGUGAUAUGAGAGAUGAUGAUGAACCAAUCGAUCCACAGACACAACAAGUAACAAUCCGCGUGGUAAUAAAGCAAGCUAGUGGCCUACCACCAUCACUAUCUAACUUCGUUUUCUGCCAAUACUCCGUAUGGGGUAACGGGGAGCCCGUAGUAGUUCCCCCACAAGUCUCCGCCGAUACCCCUCCAGCGCCUUUGACAACUGUAUCACCGAGACACCAAUUACUCACAUUCCGCUUUGACCAUCGCCAAGACUUCAUAAUACCACUUACUGAAGAGUUUAUUGAGCAUUGUGCAGAGGGCGCUCUCUCAAUCGAAGUAUGGGGCCACCGUUCGGCUGGUUUUAGCCGAACGGUCGGUAACUGGGAAGUGGAAGCUCAACAAUUAGCAAAAGCUCGCUCGUUAGCCGAUCGAUGGGCGGAGCUUACUCGGAAAAUCGAACUUUGGGUCGAAAUACAUGAAUUGAACGAUCAGGGGGAGUAUGCGCCUGUUGAGGUGGCGCUACGCCCGGAUAUUCUGACGGGGGGCGUAUACCAGUUGCGUCAAGGGCAGCAACGUCGACUAGCCGUGCGCGUACGACCCGCAGCUAAUUCUGGAACUUUGCCAAUCAUUUGCCAACAUAUAGUCAGUGUUGAAGUCGGAUCAGUUACUGUUAGAUCACGUCUACAGAAACCAUUGGACUCGUACCAAGAGGAGGAUUUGGCUAUCCUUAGAGCGAGAUGGAGUGAAGCGCUCGCUAGACGAAGACAACAUUUGCACGCACAAUUACAGAAACUAGUGAACAUGUCACCCGCACUAAAAAGCGAGCGAGAUAUGGAUAGAGAGCAAUCGUUAGUCGAGCAAUGGGUGUCCCUAACGGAAGAAAGGAAUGCUGUGCUGGUCCCUAGCCCCGGAAGUCCUAUUCCAGGAGCACCAGCUGCUUGGAACCCACCGUCUGGAAUGGAGCAGCAUAUACCUGUGCUGUUUUUGGAUUUAAAUGCGGACGAUCUAACAACACACGGUUCUGGCGAGGAAGUAUCUAUGGCGGGUUUUUACUCCAUUCUACCGAAAGAGCACGGAAACAAAUUCUACGAGUUGCAACUUGUCCACCACCACCAUAAAGAUGUGUCUGCGGUGGCCGCAUGGGAUUCCUCCAUUCACGACUCGCAGUAUCUCAACAGGAUUACUGAACCAAAUGAACGGGUAUAUCUCAUACUCAAAACGACAGUGCGGUUGUCGCACCCCGCACCUAUGGAGCUUAUUCUGCGCAAGCGACUCGCGCUCAACAUCUACAAACGACAAAGUUUCACCGAUCGGAUACGGAAGAAAAUCGUCAGGUAUUCGAUAGUGGAUCAACUAACUCAAACCGGUGUUACAUACGAAGUCGUAUCAAACAUUCCGAAGGCGUCUGAAGAGUUGGAGGAAAGAGAGAGCUUGGCGCAAAUCGUUGCUACGGGAGAGGAAGCCAGUGCAGCUGAUGGAGAGACUUAUAUUGAAAAAUACACGCGAGGCGUAAGCGCAGUUGAGAGUAUUCUAACUCUGGAUCGUCUACGGCAAAGUGUCGCUGUUAAGGAAUUGGAACAAGCACGCGGCCAACCAGUCACUAUGCGUAAAACGGCUUCGGUACCAAAUUUCUCGCAGGGUGCUUUCUCACGACGCGACGCGUUACAAACGAUUUGCAACGCGACUCGGUAUGUCGUUGAUUUCGUAUCGUCACUGCAAGGGCAGGACGAGUACGAUCAAGAAUCGGGGCGUUGCGUGAUUAUGCGUUUGGACUCUUCAUUCGAAUCUUUGAACAAUUUAUCGGCGGGUCGCUCAGGCAGUGUAGCUGACUUAGCUGACGAAACGCCACGACGCAAUAUUCAUAGACAUUCGUACGCUGCGCCCGCUCAUAACGAUCCGGAUAUCGUCACGCCCACAAAACCAUUCGGACUCGCUCGGCCAACGUUCCUAAAUUUGAAUUUGAACCUGAACUCCCUGCGACUGCAGACGCCGAAUAAGUCGUCUCCGGCGAGUGGAAAAUUGGGUUUGCGCAUGACAACCUUGCAUGAGGAGCCAGGUAGACGAAAUGACGAGGAUUCCCAUUCAGAGCCAGAAUCGGCUCCUUCAGAUGAAUUGACUACGCCGCGGUCACAACGUACGCGUUCUCGAGCAAACCCCCGAGGAUUCUUACCAACUUCUAAGACAUUGGAUUCACUUCACGAGCUCGCGUGUGAAAGAAAUCCCAGCAAAAAUUCACCUUCAAUUUCUUCAAGUGGAUAUGGUUCUCAAGCAGUAUCGUCAACCAACCUGACAAACGACGACACACUCUCCAUACGCAGUAUGUCUGUUGAUGACACACCAGAUUUCGACAAAGUAAUGGAUUACACGCACUUGAGCCGGACUAAAAACUCAAUGGCCGGCCUCAGACAUGAGAUAAGUGAACUGAGAAGCGAUAUCACAGACCUGAAGAAUGAAAUUGUCGAAUCGAAAAAUGAGUUGGAAGAUGUUGCAUUCGAGAAAGCGAAAACUCCGGUCUUGACUCCCGGAUCGAGGAACAGGAUAAAUCCGUUCUUAAGGGAUUGCGAGGAAGCUAUGGAUAAAGGACAGAUUUUAGACCCGCUUGGAGCGAUUCCAGUGGAAUCGGUGUCUAGUCAUAACAAACAAGAACCGCAAGUCAAUGGGGAAGCGCACGACACGUCUUUCGGUGAAGCAGAAAUUGAGUCAGUUAGCUCAGAACAUUCAAGUCACGACACGCGGAGUCGUGAGACAUCAUCUGUCGGAGAAAGUGAUUCGCCUGGACCAGAUCCUAUAGUCAAUACGUCUCUUCCUGCGGGAAAGGUCGUCCGUCGUCGUGCUGGUACGGCCCGUAACGCUGCGCGUGCGUCGUAUCCGUCUGGACGUACGAAGUCGCAUGAACACGCUUCGCCACCACUUAAGGACACUUCCGCAUCCACGGAGCGGAUUUUACAGGACGAAUCAGAAAGCGAUCGUUCGCACGCAGUACCUGAGUGGAUGUGUGUGGGCGAAAGUGUACAAUUACGUCUGAGCAGUAGCACCGGAGUAGUUGCGUACGUUGGACCAACCCACUUUGCACCUGGCACUUGGGUGGGAGUAGAAUUAGACGCGCCUACUGGAAAAAACGAUGGCUCUGUAGGAGGGACACGGUAUUUCGAAUGCCGACCUCGACACGGAAUAUUCGUGAGAGGCGAAAAGCUCAUACAGGACCGGCGCGGUCGCAGUGCUAGGGCGUUCCGUGAUAAUGAGCUGAAACGUGCUACUAGCAAAGGUGAAGGCCUACAGAACUUACACAGAUCCCGGAGUCGCGGUGACAGCAUAAAUGCCGUUGGCACUAAAACUAGAAGCAAAUAAGCUCGACAACCUAUACGUACGAGCGUAUACGCGUACGUACGCGCGUAUAUACGUAUACGCAAACAGCAGCAACCGGACCGAAUUGUUUACGUCCACACGAGUCCAAUUCAUUUUAUGUUGCAGUCUUGUAACUAUGGUGCUUAUGUGUAUAUUUUGUUCCUUUCACCCUUAAGCAUAGUUAUUUUGUUCU